AUGCCUGCGCGCCGGCAGCCUGGGCCGACUCCUCCUGCCAAGAAGCUGAAGACCACGAACGCGGCGCUUCCUGCGGACGAGGAGGUAAACCUGGCCUAUUACCACGCCGUGCAAGAAGAUUGCCAUAAGAUCCUGACGCACCUGGGCGAGGAUUUCCCCUGCCAGCCAGCUGUGGCCAUUGCUAAAGCGAAUGAGGAGUCGGAAGGGGGCAUCCAGGAGCCUUACAGUUCUGAUGCUGCAUCGAGGGCGUUGGGCAACCAAGGGGCUUACGUUGCCGCGGUGAACAUGUUCUGGAUGGACUUCUUGAAAAGCCCAACCCCAGGGGUUCCGCUCCGUCGGAAGUCUGUCGAGGAUCUUGCGGACUACAUCUGGCCUCAGGGGGCGUUGCCGUCUUUUUUGCUGAAGCUCUUGGAAGUCCAAGCUCCAGCGAGCACGACGGUUGCAGAGGUGCCGCAAGGGUUGCAAAUGCUCUCACCCGAAGGCUAUGCUCACGCUGCGCUUUGCGCAUGUGCGCGCGACUUGCCCCAGCACAAGGAGCAGUGGGCAAGGAUUUUGAGAUCCGUCCCUUGCGCCUUUGUGGUUGUACCCAGUGGCGGCAGGGACGUGUGGAUUCAUGCCUGGAACAAGAGGAAUGCCAUUACUCAAGACUAUGAAUCCUUAUCCCGCACGGCUCUGCAGCAAGCGAUUGAGAUUGCAACCUUGAAGUCUCGCUUCGAGGCUGACGAGGGGCGCCCUUUGAACAACGGUGACUUCUUUCAGUUGCUGACGGCUCAAGGUUUGAAGAAAGCUUCCAGCCAGGACGACCUUAGCCCGAACCUCAUCGCCAAUGCCAUUCAGGUGUAUGAAAAAAUCCGGGGGCCUGAGAUGCUGGAGCCGCUGGCGGACCUCGAGACGAGGUACGGCUCCAAGUCGUGCUUGAAUGAGAUGUGCAACUUGCACGCUCUGGCCCAGAAGCCGAAGCCCGAGGCGCGCGUCUUCGUUUUGCAAGGCAUCCACGACCUGGUGGUGAGGGGUCUGGUCAACAAUGAGGACAUCACCAAGACAAGUUUGCGCGGGGACAAGAGCAAUGCUGGAUGGAUCGCCCUUUUGGAGCUCAAGCGCAACUGCUUGCAGCAUUGGCUGACCAUCGAGCUUCCCAAAGCCAAGGUUGCCGACAAGGACCGCAUGCUUUUGAAGGAGAAGCUUGCCUCCCACAAGGCGUAUCGCGAAAACCUUUGCGGGGAAGAUGUCUCUUGGCAAGGAGGGUUGGCACGUUCCUCGCUGGAAGCGCUGCAGCUCCUGGAGAAGCUGGUCUUCAACAAGCACUACGACAAUGGCCUGAAAGGCAUGGCCCGCGCCCACAAGAAUGCCGAGGAGGUGACGGAGCACGACUCCAUUCGCGAGGAUUGGUCCAAGGUUGUGUCUAUGCGGGAGAACGAGCUGAUGGAGGAGGCCGUCAAAGACAAGAUGGACCAGGAAGCCCCGGAAGAAGAGCCGACAGUUCUGGCCUCCAUGCGGAAGCCGCCCACGGCUUUUUCCGAGCACUCGCUCGGUUACUGGACUUCCUUGGCCAACACUUCUGUGCGAAGGCACGUGUCCUUCGUGGUGGUACCCGGGACGCAGGGCCAAAUGCAGCGGCUGGUGGCCCAAAGCUCGCUGAAAGACCUGGAGCGGGAGGAAGGGAAGAAGUUGGUCAUGGUUUGGCUGGACACGGACUUGAUGGGCGAGGCCCCGGGCCCCAAAGCUCAGCCUGGGCUGCGCCGCUCUCUCCCGCUGGAAGCCAAUGGGGAACUGCGUAGCAUUGUGCACGGGACAAUGCAAGCCCGGGGCGCGCAGCUGAAGACCGCAGAAGGAGAAACAACAUGCCCUGCCCCAGGCGAAUUGAUCUGCGUCCACGAUGGCGGCCGCAAGAUCAUGCCCGAGGUGCGCAAGCUUUUCCGCGCCAUGACAUCCAAAGGUGACAUCUUGGACUGUAAUGAAAAGCAGGCCUCCAUCGUCUUCAAUGAAGAAACCAUUCGAGUGCGGAAGCAGCGCAUCAAGAGCUCUGAGGCCUACACGUGCCAAACCUCAAUGAGCAUGUUCACCCGGAGCAUACUGGUUCCGACCAUGAUCCCAGAGAAGCGCCGCGCGCACUACCAGGGCUACAACACAGGCGAUGUCAUUGGCUGGGUGGACGCCGUGCCUGCCAAUGCUUUGUGGGAAGCGCCUCGGCCUGUGAAGGAAAAAGUCCUGGGCAAGAAGACGCUGACACUGACCGCCGCCGAGGAAGGCAGCAGCUUUGCUAAAAAACGUAUUUUGCUUCACUUCCAGCGCCUGAGCAAGGAUCAGAAGCAGCUGCGGGCAGCAGAGGGCCGCCUCGAAACGGUCUUCAGCGGCACGCGCUUGCCGCAGCAGUUCCACAGUGAGCUGCUGGCGUCGCUGUGCUGCCAAGGCGUUGUAGAUCUCACACCAGGGCAAGGGUUCCUGGAGCAGGCGUGCUUGGAUGCGCGCGUGCCAGUUCUGGCGGUGUGCCUGAGCGAAGCGCACGCGGAGGCGCUGGAAGAGCGCCUGACGAAGUAUUGCUUGUCCAAGUUUGUGGAGCAAGGACACACCCUUUACCGAGAGGGGGCCAACAAGUUCUUGAAGCCAGACGGCUCCAUAAAAGAGGACAAAGGCGACGAUGAGCCCGAGGAGGUGCCAAAACCUAAGCCAAAGGCAAAGCCAAAGGCAUCCAAGAAGAAGAAGCGAGUUGAUGACGACAACUCUGGCGACGAUGAGGAGCCUGAAGAUGACACUGAGGCAGGCGACACUAAGAAGCCCCCGCCGAAGAAAAAGAAGAGCAAGAAGGAAGACGCUGAGGCAUCCUCUGGCUCGGAAGAGCUUUGGUGA
This is a messenger RNA of Effrenium voratum, 2847 nucleotides long. The record is from the annotation of a GenBank genome assembly. NCBI's taxonomy places the organism in Eukaryota, Dinophyceae, Suessiales, Symbiodiniaceae.